AUGUCCCUCACUGAGUCCUCCGCUGCUGAUAUCGCAAAGACUGCAUCCUUCGCAUCUCGUCACCUUGCCACUUUAUCCAAUGCUGCGCGCAACGAUGCAUUGACUGCACUUCACAGAGCUCUCCUAGACAACCAAGAUUCAAUUCUGGCAGCAAAUGCAAGAGAUGUUGAAACAGCGAGCCGUGCUGCAGAAAAUGGCAAUUUGAACCAGAGCGUCCUCAAAAGACUUGAUUUAUCGAGACCGGGGAAGUAUGCCGAUAUGUUGCAGGGUAUUUUGAAUGUACGAGAUUUGGAUGAUCCAGUGGGAAAAGUGACUCUGAAGACUCUUUUGGACGAUGGUCUCGUACUAGAGAGGGUCAGUUGCCCUAUAGGGGUAUUGUUGAUAAUCUUCGAAGCACGGCCUGAGGUCAUAGCAAACAUAGCCGCCUUGUCUAUCAAAUCAGGAAAUGCUGCGAUCUUGAAAGGAGGGAAAGAGUCGACCGAAUCUUUCGUGGCUAUAUCGGGGGUUAUUUCCGAAGCGAUCUCAAAUACCCAGGUUCCGCGAUCUUCAAUUCAACUAGUGAAGACGCGAGAUGUGGUCUCUUCUCUACUCGCACAGGAUUCGCUUAUUGACCUGGCCAUUCCUCGAGGAUCUAACGACCUUGUUCGAUAUGUCAAGGAUAACACAAAGAUUCCGGUUCUCGGUCAUGCCGAUGGACUUUGCUGUGCCUAUCUUCAUUUCGAUGCGAACCCAGACAUCGCAGUCAAAGUCAUUGUGGAUUCAAAGACUGAUUAUCCAGCGGCUUGCAACGCUUUGGAAACUCUACUUGUGCAUGAAGAUGCUUUGGAAACAGCGUUCCCCCGUGUUGCGGAAGCUCUUUUAUCCAAAGGAGUGUCUCUUCGUUGUGACAUGCCGUCUAAAGCCGCCCUGGUGGAAUCGUUGCCUGCUUCACAGGCGGACUUGCUUCUGGAUGCGACUGAUUCUGAUUAUAACACAGAAUUUCUAGAUCUCACUUUGGCGGUUAAAACCAUCUCUUCGACGCAUUCCCCUGACUCAGCUGCUGAGGUGGCUAUUGAGCAUAUCAACAUACAUUCGUCCAAACACACCAACAUUGUCAUAACCGGAUCGAAAGAAAUUGCGGAGCGUUUCAUGAAUGGCGUUGACAGUGCCGGUGUUUUCUGGAAUGCUUCCACAAGAUUUGCAGAUGGCAUGAGAUACGGAUUUGGCACUGAAGUAGGGAUCAGUACGAACAAGAUCCAUACUAGAGGGCCUGUCGGACUCGACGGAUUGACCAUCUAUAAGUAUUUGAUCCGCGGGAACGGCCAUGGAGCUGGUGACUACUUCGAGGGAGAAGGUGGUAAGAAAUGGAAACAUGAAAAGUUGAGUCUAUAG
Messenger RNA from Aspergillus chevalieri, 1371 nucleotides. RefSeq names its product glutamate-5-semialdehyde dehydrogenase. Lineage: Eukaryota; Fungi; Ascomycota; Eurotiomycetes; Eurotiales; Aspergillaceae. Gene Ontology annotation, molecular function: NADP binding; glutamate-5-semialdehyde dehydrogenase (NADP+) activity. Bases 1 to 1371 code for a protein of 456 amino acids. The record is from RefSeq and is a predicted model, not a curated record. The transcript has 3 exons.